Vicia faba (fava bean) is the source of this 591-nucleotide messenger RNA. Lineage: Eukaryota; Viridiplantae; Streptophyta; Magnoliopsida; Fabales; Fabaceae. The record is from the annotation of a GenBank genome assembly.
AUGUUAAUUGGUUUACCUGUCAAAAUUAUUAAGCAACUCCCAAGUAUUAAUAAGGGUAGGAAAGCAUUAUCUGCAUAUAACAUGCGUGUUCCAAGGAAAUGUAACGAGAGAUGUUAUAUAAAUCGUAUACUGCAUGUACUCGUGAAAAAGCAUGUUGUUCAACUCAACAAGUUUGACUACAGGCUUGCAAACAGGUUAGAUACUGAGUAUCAGAAGUUGAGAUGCAAAGUUAAUUACCAAGCUCUAAGAUUUACUGAUCCAAUACAAGAAAUGGGUGAAAAAUUGGUCAAGCGGAUGAGGAUGAGAAAGAAACCUUACAUUGCAUUGCAUUUGAGAUUUGAACCUGAUAUGCUUGCAUUUUCUGGAUGUGACUAUGGUGGAGGAGAGAAGGAGCAGAAAGAACUGAGCACAAUAAGGAGGAUUUGCACUGGAAUCGAUGCUGAUGUUGAUUCCUUUUCUACCAAACCUAAAGGUCAUCCAACUGCAUUUGUUGCUGCUCUGCCAAAGGGUCUUGGUAUGAAGCUUGGUAAAUCUCAAAAGACAAAUCAGUUUUUGGAAUCAUUGAUAGUAGAGGGUGAAGUCAUUCUUUAA